Messenger RNA from Vitrella brassicaformis, 1702 nucleotides. The record is from the annotation of a GenBank genome assembly. NCBI's taxonomy places the organism in Eukaryota, Vitrellaceae.
CAUCCAUCCAGUCGCCGGCCAUGUGGUCCUGGACUGAAUGUACUCUUCAUGUCGAGUCUCACAGCCUGUCUGUGCGAUUUGUUUCUCUGGUGUCUGCCUUCUCUGUGCGUCAUUUUAUAUUUGUUUCACUCAUCUAUACGAAAAACCCAUCACCAGAGGGUCAACCACCGCCAACACACUCACGUCGCUGCGGCCGGCUGGUCGCUCAGCACACGAGCCUUCAGUGUUGCCAGUGCAUCUGCAUGCUGCCUUUCGCGCUUGAUGUGGACGUAGAGGCCGAGCGCGAACACGGCGGCCCACAGCAGUGUCAGCGAGCCAUCCUUGAAGCCCACCAGGCUACAGAAAGAUAGACACACACAUGAUAACAGACAGACACACCUGUGUAGACAUGGAUGGACAUGAUCAUCGUGUCAUCGGCUGCUCACUUGAAGGAAGUCGGCAGGCUGAAGAAUGAGAUGAGGUCGUAACUCUCGCGCUCGAACACUCCCACAGACAAGAGCAUGAAGCCGCAACCUGCGCACACAGGGACACAUGGAUGGAUGGAUGGAUGGGUAGAUGAUUGUUUGUGUCGUCAUUUCAUUCCACCUGCUGUGACGAGAAAAGAUGACAGAAACGGGCCCAGAAACGUCAGGACGUCGAAGGCCUGUAUGCCGACACAUACAUCCGCGCAGGGCGUGUUUCUGUCGGUUGGUUCAUCUUUCGCCCACUUUGGGUUUGAUCGCCGUCAUGAUGUAGUCGAGGAAGCUCAGUGCCGCCGACAGCACAAACAGGCCGCUCAGGUAGCUAGACAGACAGACAUACACUGCCAUGUGAGUGUGUGUGUCUUUUUCUUUGUACAUUGCGUUGAUGACUUCUCCACUGAGCGUGGGUAGGACCAGACCAAUCUGCAAGGACACACAAACAGGGAUAACACAUCACAGACGAGCUUCCUACCAGGCCGAGGCCCUUUGUCGGGAUGAGGAUGGCCGUCGCGGCGUGCAGCCAGUUGAGCCCAAUGCCGAUAGCGACUGGGACGAGAGGUUUGAGCUUGUCCGAUUGGUACGCCAUGACGACCUGAAUGAAACACGUCCAGAGAGUCCCGCAGUGUCAUCACAAAUGGUGUCUCUUUCCCUUUUCUAUCUCUCCUUACUGCAGUGAUGAUGAAGACUGCCGUUGCGAUGGCGAGGCCGAUCACACUCGACAGUGCCGGAAUCACAUUGACGAGCACCUGCACCGACACACAAGAGAGACACAGAGAGGCGUCCGGGAUGAGACAUGGCGUCUCUGUCACUCCAACCACGAGAGAGGCGAAGAAAGCGAAAAGGGAUGCGGUCAGCGCCACAAACAGGUCCCUUCUGUCUCCCGAGGAUGCGGUGAGGGCCAUGAACAAGUAAAACGCGAUGAUGAAGGCGUAGAGGAGAACCUGUGCAUACAAAAAUGAGAUGAGAUGAGAAUGGACCGGCAUUUGGUGCGCACCUGCACUGUGACAUACAUGCGGUCGAUCAGGUGGACAGGGAGGGCGGCGAACUCCUCCUCGGCAGCAGCUGGCACCGCACCAUGUGUCUCGUUGGUGGUCGGCUGUUGCUGGCGGCUCAGUAUCAACAUGCUGCGUGUGUGCGCGCCUGGGUGUGGUGACAGGGGGUAGUGCGAGUGACGGGCCAGCAUGCGGGCAUCAGACACCACGACGGAGAGCAGCGACAGUGCCGCCAUCGCAGCCAUUGUC